Salvelinus sp. IW2-2015 is the source of this 948-nucleotide messenger RNA. Its product is annotated as E3 ubiquitin-protein ligase HERC2-like. Lineage: Eukaryota; Metazoa; Chordata; Actinopteri; Salmoniformes; Salmonidae. The record is from RefSeq and is a predicted model, not a curated record.
GACCCAACACACUGUCUACCCUAUCAUGCCUGCUGCUGGGCCCAAAGACUUCUGUCCGACCGCUGCAUCCUGUCCUGUCCCUCCAUGGACCUGGUGACCUGCCUCUGGACUUCAGGCUCAACCUGGCCUUCCAACAGGAGUAUCGUACCCCGCCUGGCUGCCUCCCUGGCUGCCUGCGCUCAGCUCAGUGCCCUGGCAGCAGGACAUCGUAUGUGGGCUCUGCAGAGGCUGCGUAAACUGCUGACCACAGAGUAUGGCCAGUCCAUCAACAUCACCAGGCUGCUUGGGGACAGCGAAGUAGAGUCUCGCUCCAUGAGUUUUACAGGCAGUGCGCUGGCCGCCCUGGUGAAGGGUCUUCCUGAGGCUCUCCAGAGGCAGUAUGAAUACGAGGACCCCAUCGUCAGGGGAGGGAAGCAGCUGCUGCACAGCCCUUUCUUCAAGGUGCUGGUGGCUUUAGCCUGCGACCUGGAGUUGGAUACCCUACCCUGCUGUGCUGAGACCCAUAAGUGGGCGUGGUUCCGCCGGUACUGUACUGCAUCCAGAGUGGCGGUCGCUCUGGACAAGAGGACUCCUCAGCCACGCCCCUUCCUGGAUGAGGUGACUAAGAAGAUCCGUGAGUUGAUGGCUGACUGUGAGGUGAUGAACGUUCUCCAUGAGAGCCAUGACCUGUUUAAGAGAGAGCAGGACGAACAGCUGGUCCAGUGGAUGAACAGGAGACCUGACGACUGGACGCUGUCUGCAGGAGGCUCCGGGACCAUCUACGGCUGGGGUCACAACCACCGGGGUCAGCUAGGGGGCAUUGAGGGGGCAAAGGUCAAGGUCCCCACCCCCACAGAGGCCCUGGCGACUCUGAGACCUGUUCAGCUGAUAGGAGGGGAGCAGACCCUGUUCGCUGUCACUGCUGAUGGGAAGGUAAAGACCAGUAGAGUCCUGGUAGAGUCCUGGUAG